Delphinapterus leucas (beluga whale) is the source of this 4681-nucleotide messenger RNA. RefSeq names its product perilipin 1 (gene PLIN1). Gene Ontology annotation, cellular component: lipid droplet. Lineage: Eukaryota; Metazoa; Chordata; Mammalia; Artiodactyla; Monodontidae. The record is from RefSeq and is a predicted model, not a curated record. Gene Ontology annotation, biological process: lipid metabolic process.
ACAACUACUGAGCCUGUGCGCCACAACUACUGAAGCCCGCCCACCUAGAGCCUGAGCUCCGCAACAAGAGAAGCCACCGCAAUGAGAAGAACAUGGACUGCAACAAAGAAGAGCCCCCGCUCAACAUAACUAGAGAAAGCCCAUGCGCAGCAGCGAAGUCCCAAUGCAGCCAAAAAUAAAGACAAAAACAAAAAAAAACCAAAUAGAUCCUUUGUAUCAGUCUCUCCACUCCCUGCCUCUUUCUCCUAUUGCCCACAGUAUACAACUUAGCAGAGAGUCAACACAAUAUGAUUCUACAAGAAAUAAAGAAAAAAUGUUUUGUCCUAUUACCCAUUUUAAUUAAAAAGCCCUUAUUAGACAAUCUGAAAACGAUGGCUGAAAACCACAGCCUCCAUCAUCUUUGAAGCCAAGAAUUAGCACCUGGGCUCCUGCCUGAUUCAUCGCUAAGGAAGAGAUGAGAGGUGAUCGGUGGUUGUCUGGAUGCUGUUGAUCAGUAACAGAACCUUGGUCAACAUUGUCACUUUUCCAAACUUGACAAAAUCCAGUUGGCUUUCCCACUGCAUAUUCUGGUGGCAUCUUAGACCAGGUAGAGUUCAAUAAACUUUCUUGAAAUCCAGGAUUUUGCAGAGAUUGAAAUUGUUCCCUCAAAGCCUAGAUUUCAAGGAGUAAGCCACAGCUCUGGUUCUCUUCUUCACUGGGAGCAAUUCAUCUUCAUAAUCAAAGACUAAUACAUUCAGGUAAACUGUGUUCCUGUGUGGAUUUAAAUCUUACUGUUCAAAAUUCACUCUUGAUAGUAAAAAAUAAGGAUGAGGCAAAUGGGUUGAAAACGGUUCUGUAGGACCCUCUAAUGGAAAAGGAACCAAAGAUUAUAAAACUUCAGAGCUUAUGAGUUUAAUGACACAUAUCCCAAAAUCUUCUUUCUGGAAAAGUUUCUUGAGAACUGGGGGCCAGAAAUAUGUUACAGAACAGCUAUCUCAUGGAAUAAUAACUCCUUUGAGUAUGGUUUCCUACAGCUGUGCAAUCUAACUCCUAGUUGGCUAAACCUCCUUACAGAAGUUAAGAUAUGCCCAGGGGACGCUGGGUCAAAUAACCAUGAACCAGCUUUCUCUUCCUCUCUGCCCUCCUCUAUCUGGGAGGUGUUAGUAGCUUUGCUCAAGACUCCCCAGAGCAACUGGAAUUGUUUCUGCUGGAGGAGACGCUCUGCAGCCCGGGCUCCGUGGGACUGAGGUGGCAUCAGCUGGAGUGAGUGUGGGGAUCCUGGGACAACCUUACCUGGUUUGUUUCUGAGAAUUAAAGAAGUUGAGGGUAAGGGUCUUCUGGGAAUUUUACUGAGGAUGAAGAGGCCUGCAGGGAAACCACUAAGGGAGAGAUUAUUCAGGGUGAAUGACCAAGAGUGUAGAGUAGAUAUUCUGGGGCCACUAGUUUUCCAGAACAGAGCUGAAAUUACUGGUUUUAAGAAUGACUACUUUCUCCUCUGGUUGAGCACAGAGGGAAUAACUGGCAGAUUUGCUUAUUUAAAAAGAGAGGAAUUAAUGCAGAACUUUUUCAUUUAAAAAAAAAGACUAAAUCUGAAACUUUGUUUGUCUCUUUUGGACCCUCAUCUAAGAGCUCCUAAACAUCUACAACCUCUUAUCUCUUAAAGUUACUUUCAUUUUUUAUUUCUUACCCUGAAUCCUUAUAAGAAACUACGGUCUUGACAAGUAGGCUGCGGGACAACUCAUCCCUAUGGGACUCUAAGGACUGGCCACUUGUCUGUGACAUUCAUCUUCCAAAUACCUUCUCUUCAGGGAACUUGAGUUCCCAGACAGCCUGGGCCCCCCUGAUGGCCAUGAGAGGUAGGGGACUGAUCCUGUGGAUCUCAGGCUGAGGACUUUCUCAUGGACCUGGAACCCUCUGCUUUGCAGCUUGAAGAGCUCCGAUGGCAGUUAACAAGGGUCCAACUUUGCUGGAUGAAGACCGCCCUGAGCAGGAGAACGUGCUGCAGCGGGUCCUGCAGCUGCCGGUGGUGAGCAGCACCUGUGAGUGCUUCCAGAAGACCUACACCAGCACCAAGGAAGCCCACCCCCUGGUGACCUCUGUAUGCAGUGCGUACGAGAAGGGCGUGCAGAGCGCCACCAGCUUGGCAGCCUGGAGCAUGGAGCCGGUGGUCCGAAGGCUGUCCACCCAGUUCAUAGCUGCCAACGAGCUGGCCUGCCGAGGCCUGGACCACCUGGAGGAAAAGAUCCCGGCCCUCCAGUAUCCUCCUGAAAAGAUUGCUUCUGAGCUGAAGGACACCAUCUCUACCCGCCUUCGCAGUGCCAGGAACAGCAUCAGUGUGCCCAUCGCCAGCACUUCAGACAAAGUCCUAGGGGCCGCUCUGGCUGGCUGUGAGCUCGCCUGGGGGAUGGUCAAAGACACUGCCGAAUUUGCUGCCAACACCCGAGCUGGCCAGCUAGCCUCUGGAGGGGCCGACUUGGCCUUGGGUGGUGUUGAGAAGGUGGUAGAGUUCCUCCUCCCUCCAGCCAAGGAAGAGUCAGCCCCUGCUCCAGGACACCAGCAUGCCCAGAAACCUCCCCAGGCCAAGCUGGGCCUCGUGAGCAGGGUUGGGGCCCUGGCCAACACUCUCUCUCAACACACCUUCCAGACCACAGCCCGGGUGCUGAAACAGGGCCAGGCCCUGGCCAUGUGGAUCCCAGGUGUGGCGCCCCUGAGCAGCCUGGCCCAGUGGGGCGCAUCGGCAGCCAUACAGGUGGUGUCCCGGCGGUCGAGCGAGGUGCGGGUGCCCUGGCUGCACAACCUCACUGCCACCCGGGAGGAGGACCACAAUGACCAGAUGGACACAGAGGGGGAGGAGACAGAGGUGGAGGAGGAGGAAUCAGAGACGGAGGAGAACAAGCUCAGUGAGGGAGCAGCCUUGCCUGGCCCACAAGGCCUCCUGGGCGAUGUGGUGCACACCCUGCAGAAGGCCUUCCAGAGCACCAUCUCGGUCGUGACGUGGGUGCCUGCGGCUGUGCUGGGCACGGCAGGGAGGUUGCUGCAUCUCAUGCCAGCCCGUGCUGUCUCCUCCACCAAGGGCAGGGCCAUGUCCCUGUCUGAUGCCCUGAAGGGCGUUACUGACAAUGUCGUGGACACGGUGGUGCACUAUGUGCCGCUCCCCAGGCUGUCGCUGAUGGAGCCCGAGAGCGAAUUUCGGGAGAUCGACAACCCGCCUGACGAGGCCGAGAGCCCGGAGGCGGAGCGCAGGGGGUCCGGGGCGCUGCCCGCUGGCUCGGAUGCCGCGUCGCGCCCCGCUCAGUCCCGCGGCAGCCUGCGCAGCGCUCGGGGCCCGGGCGCGGAAGACCGGGUGGACACGGCCGCCGCGCCGCGCACCGCCUUGCCGGCCAUGCCCCGCGAGAAGCCCGCGCGCAGGGUCAGCGACAGCUUCUUCCGGCCCAGCGUCAUGGAGCCCAUCCUGGGCCGCACGCAGUACAGCCAGCUGCGCAAGAAGAGCUGAGCCCGCUGCCCCCAUCGCCCUCCCGGCCCGGCCCGCCGCCCCGCCCCGCCCCGGCCGAGCGCUGGGGCCGUUGUCUCCUGAAAACAAACAGAACCUACAUGUCCAAAUGAGCGUUGACUUCUUCCAAGUAGUCCCCUUGGGUCCCGAGCCUCAUUCCAAGGAUGCUGCCAAGGCACACAUCAUCUUCUGAGCAUCCUUUUUGGGUUUAGCUGUCAGAGCCCAUUUUUGAGAAGCAUCAGACUAGCAGUCUGCUUUAAUUCUAUGCCUUGUUAUUUUUACCAAAAGAUUAAUUGCCUAACUUGAUCUCUCACUUCUUUCACUAAAUUUGUGGCCAAGUGACAUUUAACUGUUUCCAGUAUUUACAUCCAUCCUCUGUAGACAAAUAUUUGUCACCAGUGAACGUGUCACCACCCUAAAGGUUCAAGCAGUAGAUCCUGGCACAUUUUUAAGCCCUGAAUGCAGAGAUUCCUCUGAGUAUACAGGCUCUCAGAAGACUACUUUGAGGGGAACAGCAAUCAGGUGCAAAAGCUCUUGAGUGUUUAUAUACAUACGAGUAUCACUUUCUGAGUGCCCCACACUCUUCACAGGCUGAGUCCUGGCCUGUGCUCUGUAGCGCCACCUUCCUGUUCACAGCUACAUUUCCAUUUGCACCCUUACUGCUUUCCACCUGCAUGUUCACCCUUCCGUCCACUUCUCGAAUGCUGGCGCCCCUAGUGCUGGGAGACAGUGGUGAUCGUUUGUUAUACAGUAUAGACCAUAUAUUUGGACUCUAUAGCCACACUUCAUUCCAAGCCCUAUUUUUGAAAACGUUAAUAUUUCGUACAUUUGGAAAUGCAUACAUAUAAAUUAAAAAUUCAAACACUGCCAAAGGAUGUGUGCCUUCCUCCCUGAGUUCCCUGGUUUCUCUUCCCCAAAGCAACCAUGGUGCCAGUCACUUCUGUAUCUUUCUGAUUACGGACUGUGCAUGCACAGGCACAUGUGUAUAUACUCCCCACUGUUUACACAAGCUGUGGGAGGUUAUACUCAGUGCUGUUUUCACUCAGCAAUACAUCUUAGAAAUCUUUUUUGUAUCAGUAUCAUAAAUCCUCCUUGCUCUUUUUAACAGCCACACAGUAAGUGCUUCAUAAUAUAGAUGUGCUAUGUUUGAUUAAACUAGUGCCUUAAUCAUGGACUUUUAGGUUGUUUCCAAUUGUUUGCUCCUUCGAACAG